AUGUAUGACGAAACCGUGAAUGUGGUAGAUGCUAAAGAAAUAGACAGUCCUUCGAGCGAAGAGGAAGUGGUUAAAGCGACCAUGUCGAAGUUUAACCCACCAGUGAGGCAUACGGCGCGACACGACUUCGACGACACGGACACUGAGACGGAGUCGGAACCAGAAAAGUUUUUGGACAAUGGUUCUGGAGAAGACCAGUUCGACAGUAAAUCACAAACAUCCGAAAAGUCGCCGGAGGAGGUGCAAAAACCUGUUCCUAAGGUGAGCAGUGGCAGGAAGCCGGUAAGAAAGAGAGCUGAGUCCUCGCAUUCAGACACAGAUUCGUUAGAUCUAGAACCUGAGCGUCCAGAACCAGUUCUGGGCAGUGGUCGCAAGCGUGCCGGGGUGGUGAUCCCGGCCGAAGGAGCGUAUGAUCCGAAAUUGUUCCAGGACCUGAAAGUGCCCGCCGACAUGGAGAACAUCUUCCAGUAUAUUAUGAAGUAUACUCCACAAAAGAUUGACAUCGACUUCAAGUUGCAGCCUUUUGUCCAAGAGUACGUCCCAGCGGUGGGAGAUAUUGACGCGUUCAUUAAAGUGACAACCCCGCCUUGCAAUGUCCGGUCGGCACCACUUACAGACCACGUGUUGGAGCACAUUGAUAACUUGGGUUUAACAGUAUUGGAUGAGCCGGCGGCUGAACAGAGCGACUCAGCGUUACUGCACCUGCAACUGAGAGCUAUCUCAAAAACGAGCAGCGCUAAAGGAACUGUGUUAACUAAGAAGAUAGAGAACGCGGAGAAGAACUCUAAAGCCAUCGAGAGAUGGAUAAAAGACGUCAGCGAACUGCAUCUGUCCAAGCCUGCGCCUACCGUCGCAUAUAACCACAAAAUGCCAGACAUAGACACUUUGAUGGAGGAAUGGCCCGAGCCUAUGGAGGAAACGCUGAAUGAGAUGGGCUUCCCUCCCGCAGCGCUGGACUGCUCCCUUUCUCAGUAUGUGGACCUCGUGUGCGGUAUAUUCGACAUUCCCGUGGGGGGAGACACGCUGAACGAAAGGAUACAAGCCUUGCAUUUGUUAUUUAGUCUGUAUUCAGCAGUGAAAAACUCGCAGUUGUACGCAGAGAGGGAAAAGGAAACUAGUGAUAGUAACGUUUGA
Molecule: messenger RNA, 1134 nt
Organism: Arctia plantaginis
Lineage: Eukaryota; Metazoa; Arthropoda; Insecta; Lepidoptera; Erebidae
Source: the annotation of a GenBank genome assembly